UUGAAUUUAGAAUCGCCAAAUUCAAACAUGGGUAGCGGGCUCAGUAGCGCCACCAGCCGAAAGUGGUCGGAGCGGAAGGAGGCGCCGCCAAACGCGGAGUCUUCUCGGGUGCUUUUCCUGUUGUACCUCAUCCAUAGGACUUGGAAUGUGGUGGUUGAGCACGUUGACUCAAAGAGCGCGAGAUGGCGCGGGUCCCACACGGUGCCCAGCUCUGGGGAAGGCCUGGACGGGCGGUACGACUCCGUCAGCCUGGCCGAUUCCGACCUGGGCUCCUGCUACUCCAGUUGCAGCUGCAGCUACUGCCGCCUGAGGGAGUGUGCACAGGACUGUGUCAGUGAACUAACACUACUGGAAGGCAUGGCCAAAUGCGGCGGGUGGAAUGAGGAGCCCGUCUCAAAAGAUAAACAGCGUCCACCGAUCUAUAACCCGGAAGACUACGCUACUUCCCUGAAGAAAUGGGGAAAGAAGACUGGUGCGGGGGCGUUGUACGAGGCCGACCCAGGGCAGGACCCGAACAAGGCCAGGACUCUCCCCAGCCAGGGCAGCAAGGACUUCAGAAACCCAUGUCUCGGCAUCGGCGAAGAGAUGACACUGCGUCAGUUUGGCUCAGCCAGCGAACUUCUCACCAAGCUUCGCGCUGAUCUUCGGCUUUCCUUUCCCAGUUUUGUUCAAGAGUUUUCCUGCGAGCCGCUAGAUGGCGUAACUUUACUACUGGAACUCUUGCGCAACGUGCAACUCAGCCAAUCGGGAGAGGGUGCGCGUGGACCGCCCGCAGUCAGACGAAGACCAUUGUUGGACGAGCUGGCUUGUUUGCAAUGCCUGUGGAGUUGCUGCAGUAGGUACCCUGACUGCGUGAGGAGGUUGGUGGCGGGUUCCAACGGUGUGUACACACUGACAGCGUGCAUCAUGUCUACUGUCAACAAAUCUAGGAUACUUGCGUUACAGCUCCUCACAAAGGCUUGCUACCCACCAGCCAACGGGCACAGUACAGUCUCCGAAUCGCUUUCCACCCUUCGACUGCGAUAUGGAGAACCAGUUCGCUUCAGAUUCCUCGUGGGAAUGCUUCAAAGCGUAGGAGGAUCUGGAGACCUACAGUCUGCCGGUCUUGGGUUCAUCAACGCCUUACUAAUCAGCGCACCAACUCCCCAGAGAAAAUUGUAUAUCCAAGCUGAGUUGGAACAGGCCGGAUUUGACAUUAUCACAUUGAAAAAAAUGAUCAACAAAUUGCCAAACAAAAAUGAACAAGUGGCAACGGAAAUAGAAAAAUAUGAAAAACAACUAAUUGACAUCGAUACUUUAAGUGAGAAGGCAAACGAAGCGCUAAAAGAGAAGGAUGACCUUAGACACAAAUUAGAAUUGCUGGAGAAAAGAGUUAAGAUAUUGCAAGAGGAAAAGGGUAUUUUACUGUCCUUAGAGAAAUGCCUCAAAGAGAAAUGCUGCGAGUUACAAGAAGAGGUUUCAUCACUGAGAUCUGAACAUGGGAAUUCCAAUAGAAAGAAGUCAUUUGGAAUGAAGAAAAAAAACUCAGUUCACCAAAAUAGAGAUGAAUCAUCUCCUCCAGAAGAUGAAGGUAUAAGUUCCUCGGAGAGAUCAUUGAGUCCUGAAGGUGACACGCAGCGCGAUUCUAUGGUAUAUGAAGUAUUCAAAAAUGAAACAUAUGAUCUUAUUCGAAACAAAAGGCCUUUACAUAGAAAGUUAGAGUCCACUAAAAAGAAUAAUGACCACAAAAAAUCAUCCGAUGAAGAAGAUGAAACAACCAUUGAUGAAGUAAUUCAAGAGCUUAGAAAUAUAGUUAAUCAUGCAGAAACAGAACAGUUCAAGAAAGACGAAGAAGUAUAUGCUGAUGACCGUUCCUCGAGGUGCAAUCAAACUUCAGAAAUCAACGUUCCAGUGAAAACCUUAGAAUGCAAGAAACAUAAGGAUAUUGAAAAAGAAGACUCUAUCACAAGCACAAGACACAGCAUCCAAAUCACUAGCAGUGGUGAAUUUGCACACGAGAGUACUGAAGACGAUGAAGAGACUGCAAUAGUACCGAGUAAAAUUCUGCCUCAUCCACCAAGAAAAGCGAAGAGCUUAAUUCACUUAUUCAACCCACCGGCUGAACAAGGACUGUUGUGCAAACCAGCAGAUUUAUAUGAUGAUAACUUUUAUUCAAGUGACGAAGAAUCUGAUUCACUAUUGAGUGCAUCACGUUGCCAAAACCAACUCACUAAAAAACCUUCUGGCUCAAGUUUUGACUUCCGUGAAUGUCGUGCAAUAUUCAACUCUUUGGCUGAAAAUAAUAAAACUGAUCCAAGUAGAGGAAAACGUCAAAGGACCAGAUCUAGAGAUGAAACAAGAAAACCAUCUAUCAAGCGAAGCGAAUCUUUUCAAACGUCUGAAAAAGGUUCACGUCAGCGUGAAUAUAUUGAUAGCAUGUUCUAUAAUGAAACCCUUAACUCUGUCGGUUCGGCUGGACUUCAACGCUCUAAUUCAAAAUGCAGCCGAGUAGAUGAAAUAGUUAACUUAAUUGAAUCUAAAAAGCUAACGAAAAGUUUGGAUAGAAUCGAUGAAGGCCUUAAUUCGAUGGUAGAUAUUGUGAUGCUCGCUGAACCCAAAAAACCAUCUUGGCCUUACGAGAGAAGGCAAAGAUCUUGUUCAAGAACCAGCAGUGACGCUGGGAAAGAAACUCCUCUGGUCCCAGUCACGAGAUCGAAUAGCAGGCUCAACAGUUUCUAUCAGAGAUUUGAUACUCGAUCGUCCAGUAACAAAGGCAAAGAUGACACCCCGAAAAUGGAUCCAUCACAAAAAUAUUUCUUACCUCAUUCGAAACUAAGCACCGGUUCUUUCGAUAACCAUAAUGCAUCAUAUAACGGUACUUUUCUGGUAAAACGUGGACACAGCAAUGCGGGCUUUUACUCCGGCAAUAAUAUAAUGAGGGAUGCACCCGCUAGUAUGACAAGUCUUGUAAUGACAGGGACUCAUAGUCACGCUGAUUUGAAAAGAACCCUAUCCCCGAUAGGUUCAUCUAGUAAUUUCGGGCUUCACAAAGUAACAGACAUGCCUUCAGGACUAUAUUGAUAAGCUCCUUACAUAUUAUUUAAUGUAAACCAACGACUAAUUUAAGGAAUUGUACCUAACUACAUUGACUAGUGCAAUAACCCACCAACCCGCAUUGGGCCAGCGUGGUGGGUUCAAGGCCCCGUCUCCCCGUGUAUAAAGGGGCUGGUCUGUGCCCAUCUGUGGGACUUUAUUUAGAUUGAUUAGUGCAAUAUUAAAUAUCUUCGAGGAUUAUGUUUGUAACAACCAGUUUUUAAAGAUGCUUAUUGCCGUUUCUCUAUAAUAUCUGAAUUAUAAACUUCUUUAAAAGCUGUUUGUAAUUAUUUAUGCGUGUUGAUUUAAGAUCUGUCGAAUUAUUAAAAGUAUCUUGGUAAUUUUGUACGUGAGCAAAAUUGGCUUAAGAUCACACCGUAUAGUUUUGAUUGCUGCCAGUUUUUGUUUUGGUUAUUUACUUUUUAUUUAGUUACAUUUCGUUUAUUUUUUAAUUUCUUUUAUUCAUUCUUAUUAUUUUAUGUGAAUUUUCGUUUUUCAUUGAAGUGUACUUUGUGCUUUAUUUUAUUUUUGUUUUUCUUCACGUCCGU
Chilo suppressalis (striped riceborer) is the source of this 3620-nucleotide messenger RNA. The record is from the annotation of a GenBank genome assembly. NCBI's taxonomy places the organism in Eukaryota, Metazoa, Arthropoda, Insecta, Lepidoptera, Crambidae.